AUUUGGACUCAAGAUUGUGCAGGCAAGGCACGAUGAAGGUCCCUUGGCGUCUACGGCGAUACAACUCGAUGAUAAUGGUCCCUUGGUGGUGAUACCUGUGCUGAAUUAAUAUGGCAGCUCGCCUAGAUCAACCGGAAGCACAUCAAUAAACCAGUGCCUCCGAAUUUUCAUCUCCAAGAUACAGGACUAUUUAUGUACGGAGGAUUACACAUUUAGUAUUAAUGAUCCGGAGAUUAUAAAUAGUCUGAAAAUUCUCUAGAUCUUAGUGAGCGAUGACCUCUUAGGUCGUGUUUUCUCAAUAGACUUUUACAUGGCUUUCCAAACAAUAACCAAGGUUAAUGUCUCUAACGAUUCUUCUGUUCUUACGAGUUUGGACGCUCAGGGGCAUGUUUCCUACAUGGGACAAAAGCCUAUGGGAAGGGGAGAAUGGGUGGCAAAUGGACUCAAGAUUGUGCAGCAAAAAGUUUCAGCAGCAUGCAGGUGGCUGCACGUCGGGCUCCGCCAACCGCCGGGCCAUGCUGCCGUCGAGCAUCGGCCUCUCUGCUCUGUCGUCUCCCUCCUCUUCCCAUCCUUGGCAAGCGCGAGAGAAGGCUCGGAUAGCGAGAGUGAGAGCGAGGGAGUGUUGGUGGUGGAGGCUUGCCGGCUCUGCUGCUCCCUAACGGCAGAAGGGAGGGGAGCGGAGGAGGGGGAAGGAAGGCGAGCGGGGAGGUGUAGGGGGAGGGAGACGACAGAGCUCGUCCAAUGGUCUUCCUUGCCGCCCUUGUCAACCUCUUCGCGGGAUGGGUUUGUUUGGAUGGAUUGGGUGGAGCAAGGCCGAGUAGUAUUAGUCCCCUCUUCGCUUUGUUCUCCGCUGAGCUGCAUUGUUAUUACUUCUCCGUCGCAGCUUGGAACUUGGGAUGGCUUGUGA
Messenger RNA from Oryza brachyantha (malo sina), 907 nucleotides. RefSeq lists its product as uncharacterized. The transcript has 9 exons. Lineage: Eukaryota; Viridiplantae; Streptophyta; Magnoliopsida; Poales; Poaceae. The record is from RefSeq and is a predicted model, not a curated record. The coding region runs from base 311 to 907 and encodes 198 amino acids.